Ostertagia ostertagi is the source of this 558-nucleotide messenger RNA. Lineage: Eukaryota; Metazoa; Nematoda; Chromadorea; Rhabditida; Trichostrongylidae. The record is from the annotation of a GenBank genome assembly.
AUGCUGGUUGAAUUCCAACCUGAGGGCAAAUUUCGACGACUAACGCUACCUGGACGAGCAGGUCGCUUUGAACGCCGGACAAGUGUCUUGGAGGAGGCUUUAUCGACAGUUCGCGCAAAGUUGGCAGACAACUUGUCGAAGUUCGAGAAAUUGACCACUCCAUCAGAUGUAAUCACACUGGACAGGAUACCAGAAGAAGGAGCUUUAGAGGUCCGCGUGCACAACAACGCGGUCAUUGAAGCUCGAAUCGCCGUCAAACCUUUGUUUUGUACGCUAUCACUCUUAGAGCCAGACACACCCCAAAAUAAGCUAGAAGUGGUGUUCCAUGUGUACGAUUCGGACGCAAACGGCUUUUUGGACAAGAUAGAAAUUGAUGGAAUCAUUGAGCAGAUGAUGAACGUGGCACGUCAUCAGCAGUGGGACACAAUUGAGCUGGAGCCUAUACUUCGUCAAAUGAUGGCCGACAUAGACUCCAAUAACGACGGAAUUGUGUCUUGGAGGAAUGGCGGCGAGGAGGUCUCACGAAUAUCCCGCUACUCGUUCUGUUGGGUUUCGAUA